AUGCCCUUUGGCAUAUCCUCGGCCUCGGAAGUUUUUCAUAAAAGGUUAUAUGCUCAUUUUGAUGAUAUAGAAGGCGUAGAGUUAUUUGUAGACGAUUUACUAAUACACGGAAAUUCAAAGAAUCAACAUGACUUUCGUCUACGUCAGGUUUUAGAGAGAUGUAAACAAAUUAAUGUUAAAUUAAAUAAGAAAAAAUGCAAAGUAAGACUAACGGAAAUUAAUUAUUUAGGUCAUAUAAUAACGCAGAACGGAAUCAAACCUGACGACACGCAUAUUCAGCCCAUAUUAGAUAUGCCGAAACCACAAAACACAAAAGAUUUAGAAAGGUUUUUGGGAUUAGUAACAGCAUGGCAUUGGGAAGAAAUUCAUGAUAAAUGUUUUGAGGAUCUAAAACGCUGCAUUACUAAUCCACUGGUUUUACAAUUUUACAGCUUAGACAUACCGAUCACAAUUUCCGUAGAUGCAAGUAAACAUGGAUUAGAGGCGUGUCUGAUGCAAAACGGUAAGCCAAUUUGUUUUGCUUCAAAAUCCCUAACGAAAACCAAGCAGGCUUAUGUACAAAUAGAAAUGGAAUUAUAUGCCUGCGUGUUUGCCUGCGGGAAAUUUUACUCAUAUAUAUACGGACGAAGUGACGUAACAAUCGAGACCGAUCACAAGCCUUUGAUAAGUAUAAUAAAAAAACCAUUUGCGGCAGCACCAACGAGGUUGCAAAGAAUGUUAAUAAGAUUACAACCCUAUACGUUUAAGUUAGUAUAUAAGCCAGGAAAAUACCUGUACAUAGCGGACGCCCUGUCCCGUGCUGUGGCGCCGAGCAAUGACAAGUGGGGUGAUACGCGCGACGAGCUGGAUGCCCGGGCGCAAGUGUGCGCGUUUGCACUUGCUAAUCCCCUCACAGAUACCCAUUUCGUGUGUUUGCAAAAGCUUACUCAAUCAGAUCAUGAAAUGCAGGAACUAAUUAAUUUAAUAAGAAAUGGGUGGCCGAACAGCAAAAAGGAUGUAAUUGACAUAUUAAAGCCAUACUGGGAUAGCAGAGAAGAGCUGACGGUUGCGUACAAAUUAGUGUGGAAAGGACAAAAAAUAGUAAUACAUAAAUGUAUGAGGCGCGAAAUGUUAAAAAUUAUACAUGUAGGACAUUUAGGAGCGGCGAAAAUGAAAUUAAGAGCUAGAGAAAUAAUGUAUUGGCCGAAUUUAAAUUCACAAAUAGAGGAUAUGAUAUCGCAUUGUCAAGCAUACCUCACCCAUCGUAACGAAAAUAGUAAACAACCACUGAUCCCACAUGAAGUUCCACACAGGGCGUGGUCUAAAGUAGGGAUUGACAUAUUUCAUUUCAAUAAUAAGUCAUAUUUGUUAGUCGUUGAUUAUUUUAGUAAGUUUAUAGAAGUUGAAAAGUUGUAUAACCUAACAUCCGAAUGCGUUAUAAAUAAAUUAAAAAUAAUUUUCAGUAGGCAAGGUAUCCCGGACAUGGUCAUGUCAGAUAAUGGCCCUGAAUUUACCAGCAGAAUAUUUAAAGAGUUUUGUAUCAAUUGGAGGUUUGGACAUAAAACGUCAUCCCCGCGGUAUCCGCAAUCAAAUGGACAAGCGGAAAGAGCAAUACAAACGGUAAAACAAAUGCUCAAGAAAACGCAGUAUGAUAAAUCCAACUUUAGGCUCGCGUUGCUGGAAUUCUUAAAUACCCCAAUAAGUAAAAAUUUGCCUUCCCCGGCUGAGCUUUUAAAUAACAGAAAACUUCGAAGCAUAGUUCCGUGUCCUCCGGAAAUGCUCCAACCGAAAUUAUUUAAUACACAACAAGCGCGCGAAAUACUAAAGUCCCGUCAAACCGUGCAAAAGAGGUAUUACGAUAGGGGCAGUAAGUUUCUAAAACCCUUAAGCAUAGGUGAUAAAAUUAAAGUACAUAUUAAUGGUAAAUGGGUCGAUGGUAUAGUAAUAGACAUUUUAGGAGAAAGAUUAUACGUAUUAAAGUUGCAGUCGGGGAGAAUCAUACGUCGAAAUCGAAGGCAUAUUAUCCGCGACAGCUAUUUACGACCGGAAAAUAAAACCGUUACACAAGCAUAUGAUUUUGAUGACGUAUUAGCAACAACACCCAACGCGCCGACAUCACCGCGCCCGCAUACCGUUCCCGCCAGCUCCAGUGCCCCGCCCCGUUCAUUCAAUAUAUCCACCACAGCAACCACAGCUCCAUAUACUACUACUACUACUAAUGCUUACGUUACUCAAUCCGGCAGGGUAGUGAAAGUUCCUGAUCGGUGGGGAUAUUCCUGA
Messenger RNA from Parnassius mnemosyne (clouded apollo), 2259 nucleotides. Lineage: Eukaryota; Metazoa; Arthropoda; Insecta; Lepidoptera; Papilionidae. The record is from the annotation of a GenBank genome assembly.